Molecule: messenger RNA, 2773 nt
Organism: Drosophila persimilis
Lineage: Eukaryota; Metazoa; Arthropoda; Insecta; Diptera; Drosophilidae
Product: glutathione hydrolase 1 proenzyme
Exons: 7
Coding region: 231-2441 (736 amino acids)
Biological process (GO): glutathione catabolic process
Cellular component (GO): plasma membrane
Molecular function (GO): glutathione gamma-glutamate hydrolase
Source: RefSeq, a predicted model, not a curated record
AGCCGAGCCGAGCCGAGCCGAACCGCAACGAACCAGUGAAACCCUACCCCGGAGUAAAGCCCAAGCCGUGUUCCAGCCUCGUUUUGAUCAUUAACCGUUGGUCUAUUUUGUGGAAUCGUUUUUUGUUUCUGUUUGGUGCGUGAAUAUAUAUAUUCUUGGCGGAUUGUGCUGACAACAACGGAGAGAGAGAGAGAGAGAAAGCAAAGGAGAAAAAAAGAACAAGUUGCACAAUGCAUUCCACGGCGUGCGGCGUUGGAGCCUCAGCCACAAACCUUUCCACACUGCAAUCAAGCACAGCAGCUGCAUCAGCUGGAACAGGAACAGGAACUGGACCCGGAGCCACAGCAGAUGCCCUCAAAAUGGUGCACCACAGCAACGAAGAUGCCAUGAACAAGAUUCCCCUGAAGUCGGCCAGCGGCCUGGACUCCGACGAGGAGAAGAAUGGCGGUGAACUGAUGCAGGACACCGCCGCAGCCGAGGAGGCGAGGCGCGAGCAGAUGAGAGCCAAGCUGCUGGCCUGGAUGAAGAAGCUGACCAUUGUGCUCAUCUGCUUCAUUGGCAUUGCGCUGAUCAGCUACGUGAUCAUCAGCCUCUGCUUCAGUGAUGAGCAGCCGCAGGAACAGCCGCACCAGGACCCGGAGGAGGCGACCCCCAUCGGCAACCUCAAUUUGCUGGACGGGUCGCCGGGUGGCACCACCACCCCGCCAGAGGACACACUGCCGAAUGUGGCCGCCUCAACGUCGGCGACAGCGGCCCCCACACUGUCCACUGUCUUCGCGGAUCAGGUCAAAAUCGAUACCAGCGAGAAGUUCGAUUCCAUUCUGGGUGUCUACCAGAAGGCGGCCGUGAGCUCCGACAACCUGGAGUGCAGCAAGAUCGGCAGCGACAUACUAUCACGGAACGGCAGUGCUGUGGACGCGGCCAUCGCCGGGCUCCUGUGCAACGGCCUGCUCACGCUGCAGAGCAUGGGAAUCGGCGGCGGUUUCCUGAUGAACGUGUACAGUCGAAAGGAGCGGCACGCCACCUCCAUCGAUGCCCGCGAGGUGGCACCCUACGCAGCCGAGCCGGACAUCUUCGACAAGAGUCCCGAGCAGUCCUUCGAGGGACCCUUGAGCAUCGCGGUGCCCGGCGAGGUAAUGGGCUACCAUGAGGCGCACUCCAGGUUUGGCCAGCUCCCGUGGGCGGAGCUUGUGGCACCUUCGCUCAAGCUCUGCGAGACCGGCUAUCAUAUGUCCAAGCACAUGGCGAGGGCGCUCAACCAAACAUGGUCGAAUAUCAAGGAUCAGGAGCAGUAUCAAAUUUACUUGAACAAGGAGACAGGCAGGCCGCAUGCUGCUGGAACUGUGGUGAAGCCGCCGAAGCAGAUCUGCGAGUCGUACAAGCUGCUGGCAGACAACGGGCCCCUGGACUUCUACAACGGCACCUUGGCCAAGCUGCUGGUGGAGGAUCUGACGGAGUUGGGCAGCAUUGUAACCGGCGACGAUCUGCAGUACUACUCCGCGGACGUGGUGCACUCGAUAACCAUGGAGCUGGGCGAGGACACGCUGUACGUGGUGCCACCUGUCAGCUCGGGCUCGGUGGUGGCCCAUGCGCUUAGUAUCCUGCAAGGCUACAACUUUACCAAAGACGAUCUGGCGACUGAGGAUCUGCGUGCCCGCACCUUCCAUCGGUUUGCCGAGGCCAUCAAGUUUGGCUUCGCCCAUCGCUCAGAGCUGGGCGACUUGCACUUCAUCGAUGUGCGGGAGCUGGUCAGCAAGCUGAAUAGUCCGGAGUUCGGAGCCCAAAACCGCGCCAAGAUCAACGACAGUCACGUGCUGGAGGGUCCAUCGGCCUACGGAGCUCAGUACGGGACCAAUGGUGACCCCGAUGGGACCUCUCAUCUUGUGGUCUUGGCCCCCAACGGGGAUGCCGUCUCGGUGACCAGCUCCGUCAAUUCUUACUUUGGCUCGGGCCUGAUUGGACCGCGGACUGGCAUCGUUCUGAACAACGGCAUGAACGACUUCGCCGUGGAGAACAAUUUUUAUGGACUGCCCGCCUCGCAGGCAAACAUCAUUGCACCCCACAAGCGGCCGAUGUCCUCGCAGUCCCCAGUCCUGUUGGCCGACAAGGCAGGCGAGAUUCGUCUGGCUCUCGGAGCGGCCGGCGGCGCUCGGAUCAUUCCCGCUGUGGUCGAGGUGGCGGCUCGCGUCUUGUGGUUCGAUCAGGAUCUGAAGACGGCGAUAGAUGCCCCGCGCCUGUACCACCAGCUCAUGCCCGAUGUCCUGGAGUACGAGCAGGGCGGCUUCUCCGACCCGCUGCUGCAGCUCCUGGCCAAGCGGGGACACGUCCUCAAGUCGGUCAACAGUGCCCUAACAUCGGUUGUCACGGCCAUAGCGAGGAAUGCAACGGCGGUCUAUGCGAAUGCCGACCAUCGCAAGCGUGGCGGUGUUGCCGGCUUCUAGAGGUCAACCCACCCAGGCCUCCGCCUCAGCCUCCGCCUCCGUCUCCGCCCCCUCCCCACCCACUCGCACACAGCCGCACACAUUCACACACACACACAUUCACGCAUUGAGAUUAGAUGAGCAAGAGCAGGAGCAGGCGAAAUUGAAGUGGAUGGAUGGGGCUCAGUAUCAGGCUCAGGAUCAGAGUCAAGAUCAGCCGCAGCAUCAAGUGAAAAGUAUUUAAGCUAGCUAUGUCUUUUUUUACAUACUAUGUAUAUCGUACGUUAUAUAAAUUUAUAUGCUACUACCUAACUACUACCUUAUACAAUAAACAAUAAACAAAACAAAAACCA